AUGAGCAUCAUCGCCGCCGUCACCGCCGUGAUGGCCGUGAUUCUGAGCGGCGGCGCAACCGGCGUCGCAGCAAAAGAGGGUUCGGGUGGCGUUUGUAGAGUCUCGGUGACCAUGGGCAGGAAUCUCUCUCGUAUCGGGGCUUUUCCUGGUGACGGUGAGACGAACCCGGACAAUGGCGAGGAUGAGGACGGUGAUGGCGACCCUAGUGUGGGAGACUUUGGCUAA
Molecule: messenger RNA, 225 nt
Organism: Penicillium odoratum
Lineage: Eukaryota; Fungi; Ascomycota; Eurotiomycetes; Eurotiales; Aspergillaceae
Exons: 2
Coding region: 1-225 (74 amino acids)
Source: RefSeq, a predicted model, not a curated record